This is a messenger RNA of Aspergillus heteromorphus CBS 117.55, 2250 nucleotides long. RefSeq names its product CCR4-Not complex 3'-5'-exoribonuclease subunit Ccr4. The record is from RefSeq and is a predicted model, not a curated record. The transcript is spliced from 2 exons. Gene Ontology annotation, molecular function: poly(A)-specific ribonuclease activity; protein binding. Gene Ontology annotation, cellular component: nucleus; cytoplasm; CCR4-NOT complex. The coding region runs from base 1 to 2250 and encodes 749 amino acids. Gene Ontology annotation, biological process: nuclear-transcribed mRNA poly(A) tail shortening. Lineage: Eukaryota; Fungi; Ascomycota; Eurotiomycetes; Eurotiales; Aspergillaceae.
AUGGCAGAUGGUACCUACAGGUUCCAGCAGCCUGGGGCCGGGCAGUUCUUCUUCCAAACGCAGACGCAACAGCACUCCCAUCAACGUCAUCUUGUUCGAAACGGGACCAACUCGCCGACUGGAAGACUAAAAUUCAGCCACGAUACUCCGUCUCCCUCCCGCUCCCCCCCGAUCGGCCAGGCUGCUGCCUUGAACCCCUUCACCAUGUACAGUCAAACGCACCAAGGGCAGCAUGUUAUGAUGAAUGGCGGCCAGGCCCACCAGCGGUUCGGCAUGCAGAUGCCCAAAUUCCAAUCGCAGAGCCACCAUCCCCAUCCCGCACAGCAACCCCACCACCACGCGCACCACAGCCAAGCCUCUCACAGCAUCACCCACCAGCACAACUUCUCCAGUGGGGCAUUGGCUGCCGCUACUCCGCACUUCACCCCCGGUCCUCUCCAGAAUGGGGCUCACGUCAACGUGGAUGAUGACCUUGACGAUUCCAUGAACGAACACUGGCAGCAGCAGCUUCAGCUCGCGGCGGAAUCGCGCCAGGCAAACUCUCCCCACUACUAUGCCCGCACGGUCGCACAGCAGACCAAGGGCAUCCAGAUCGCGCCCAGUCAGCCCGAGUCACAAGAGAGCGGAGGCGACGAUCGGAAUGGCUCUGCCAAGACCAAGGCGGCUCCGAAGCAAGGCUGGUUUGCUCUGGACUUCGGUGGACAGGGCCUGCGUGCGAUUGCGACGUCUCUGUUCAACUACGAUUUCCUCGAAAAAUUGUACCUAAGCCACAACAAGCUGAAGACGCUUCCUCCGUCGAUUGGACGAAUGCGGAAACUCACCCACUUGGAUCUGUCGGGCAACGAUCUCACGGAGCUCCCGGAGGAAAUUGGCAUGCUCACAAGUCUGAAACAGCUUCUUCUCUUCGAUAACAACAUCCGCUCGCUUCCCUAUGAGAUGGGCUAUUUGUACAGGUUGGAGAUGCUGGGCAUAGAAGGGAACCCGCUGAACGAUGUCUUGAAGUCGCAGAUCAUCAAGGAGGGCACAAAGGCUUUGGUCCGGUAUCUGAGGGAAGAAAUGCCAGUUCACCUUCCACCUCCGGACAGAGACUGGAUUGUUUUGGACGAUACUGCAGGCUCCCCCAACAAUCCCACCGAAAAGAUUACCGUCCUCUCUCAUAACGCCCUCUGCGAAGCCUCCGCCACACCGACUCAUUUUGGCUACACCCCAUCCCGCGUCCUCUCAUGGGAAUUCAGACGAGAGCUCAUACUGAGCGAGUUAAGAGCGCACGACUCCGACAUUGUCUGCCUCCAGGAGGUGGACAAGGGCAGUUACAAUGGAUUCUUCAGGGAGCAGCUGGCCUACAACGAUUACAAGGGUGUUUAUUGGCCUCGAGGAAGAGCGAUGGGUAUGCAAGAGGAAGACGCCAAGACAGUUGACGGCUGCGCUACGUUCUUCAAGGGCACCAAGUUCAUCCUCCUCGAUAAGCAAAUGAUCAACUUCGGCCAGACAGCAGUACGGCGCCCGGACGCCAAGGGUCAAGAUGACAUAUACAACAGACUGUGGCAGAAGGAUCACAUCGCGGUCGUCGUUUUCUUGGAGAAUAGACUGACAGGCUCGCGUUUCAUUGUCGUGAAUGCGCACCUCUACUGGGAUCCCGCCUUCAAGGAUGUGAAGUUGAUUCAGACUGCCAUCCUGAUGGAGGAAAUCACCAAGCUCUCCGAGACUUACGCCAAAUGGCCCCCGUGUACCGACAAGACCGCGUUCCGCUUCUCCGAGGCCGAGGGUGAGGCGGAAACCCCGGCGCCCGAACCCGCCCCGUCCAUGGAGUACUCCAGCGGCGAUCAGAUUCCGCUCUUCAUGUGCGGAGAUUUCAAUUCAUCACCCGGGUCGGCGGCGUACAACCUGGUCGCAAAUGGACAACUCACGGAGGCGCAUCCUGAUCUGGAGAAACGGCUCUACGGCAACCUCAGCCGGAUCGGCAUGACGCACCCGUUCAAGCUGAAGUCGGCGUACAACUCGGUAGGCGAGUUGAGCUUCACGAACUACACCCCAGACUUCAAGGACAUCCUGGAUUAUGUCUGGUUUUCAUCGAAUUCGCUUCAUGUCUCGGCGUUACUUGGGGAGGUGGACAAGGAGUAUCUGCAGAAGGUGCCCGGGUUCCCGAAUUUUCAUUUUCCAAGUGAUCAUAUCGCAUUAUUUGCGGAGUUUACCGUUAAGGGGAAAAAGGGCAAGGUUGUGGAAGCGGACUUUGGACCGCAACGGAAUUGA